Messenger RNA from Sinocyclocheilus rhinocerous, 534 nucleotides. RefSeq names its product gastrula zinc finger protein XlCGF49.1-like. Gene Ontology annotation, biological process: regulation of transcription by RNA polymerase II. NCBI's taxonomy places the organism in Eukaryota, Metazoa, Chordata, Actinopteri, Cypriniformes, Cyprinidae. Gene Ontology annotation, molecular function: DNA-binding transcription factor activity, RNA polymerase II-specific. Gene Ontology annotation, cellular component: nucleus. Bases 1 to 534 code for a protein of 177 amino acids. The transcript is spliced from 3 exons. The record is from RefSeq and is a predicted model, not a curated record.
AUGGAAGAGAACGAGGAGAGUGAAGAAGUGGAGGAGAAACCUCAUGUCAAACCUGAAGAGAAACCUCUGAACCAUAAAGAAGAGAACGAGGAGAGUGAAGAACUGAGUGAAGUGGAGGAGAAACAUCAUGUCAAACCCGAAGAGAAACCUCUGAGUGGCUUGCAAACUAAAAAGAAAUUCUUAAAGGAAAGAGGACCUGAGAAAUCUUUCACCUGCACUCAAUGUGGAAAGAGUGUCACAUGCAAACACAGUCUUGAGAUUCACAUGAGAAUCCAUGCGGGAGAAAAACCACACACGUGUGAUCAGUGUGGAAAGAGUUUCACUUAUUCAUCAAACCUUAAAGUACACAUGGGGAUCCACACCGGAGAAAAGUCAUACGCAUAUUAUCAGUGUGGCAGAACAUUUCAUGAACCAUCAUCCCUGAAGAGACAUCUGGCAGUGGCGGGAAUGCACCUUGUUGGUUGUUUGCCAACCGCCAUAAAAAGCCAGAAGAAGAAGAAGAACCCCUUUGGCUGUUCCGAAUGCCAACGGUAG